AUGAACGCCCAAGAGAUGUACCGCAAGAUGCUCGCCCAGCAGUCGCAGUCGUCCGACGCGCCGCCCUUCAAAGUCUCCGCCCCGGCCCUCUCGAUCCCCGACGACACCACCCUGGUCGUCUUUGGCGGCACCAACUGGGACAACCUCGGCAAGGGCAAGGAGGCGCACACCAAGUCGGCGCCCAACCUGAUGGGGCCGUGCCGGCUGGUGCUGCCCGGCGUCAAGGUGGCCUUCGUCGCGACCUCCUCCUGCUCCUCCCACUGCAUCGCCCUCUCCGCCAGCGGAGCCGCCUAUGCCUGGGGCCGCAACCAGUGCGGCCAGCUCGGGCUGGGCGACACGCUCACGCGCGCCGGCCCGACCGAGGUGACCGCGCUGCAGGGCACGCCCCUCUCCGCCGCGGCGACCGGGAAGCACCACACCCUCUGGCUCGGCGCGGAGGGCGACCUCUUCGCGAGUGGCUCCUCCAAGGAGGGCUGCGUCGGACCGUCGGCUGACAAGAGGCGCGAGAUGGAGGCGACGCCCGUCGCCGUGCCGGGCCUGGCCGCCGGCGCGGCGUACGUGGCGGCGGGCGGCGCCCACAACCUGGUCAUAGACCGCGAGGGCACCCUGUGGGCGUUCGGCUCGUCCGAGUGCGGCGUGCUGGGCAACGGGACGGACGGGCAGUACAACAAGUCGGACUCGUCGAUCAAGCUGGCGUACGCGACCGAGGCGGCUCCGCUCAAGGUGCCAAAGCUGGCGGGGCGAAAGAUGGUCCACGCCGCUUGCGGGCCGCAGCACUCCGCUGCGGUGGACGAGGAGGGACGCUGCUUCACCUGGGGGCUUGGCCACAAGGACCAGAAGGACGCGUGGACGCCGGCCGAGUUGCCCGGGCUGCGCGCGACGCGCGUGGUUUGCGGCUCCGCCUUCACCGCCGCGACGGGCCACGCCGUCCUCCACUCGGGCGUGGUGUGCGCGAGCAGCUCCUCGCUCUACAUGUGGGGGAGGGUCAAGUCGGCCUCGCAAAACUGCUGGAUGAGCCCCACCGUCGAGCAGGACCUUAGCGGCUGGAAGGUGCAGGCUCUCGCGUGCGGUUCCGUCCACACCGUCGUGGGCGCCGACAGCUCGGUCAUCUCGUGGGGCCCGGCCUGCUCGUGCGGCGAGCUGGGGUAUGGCGAGCUCGGCCCAAAGUCGUCGGCGCGCCCGAAGAAGGUCGAUUUGCUCGAGGGUGCACACGUCGCGCAGGUGGCGUGCGGCCUCGCCCACACCCUCCUACUCGCCGCGACCGACAGCGCCAUCACCGACGCGCUGCCCGAGUGGAAGCCGGGCGGCGGCAAGGCCAAGAAGUGA
This is a messenger RNA of Emiliania huxleyi CCMP1516, 1326 nucleotides long. RefSeq lists its product as hypothetical. Bases 1 to 1326 code for a protein of 441 amino acids. Lineage: Eukaryota; Haptophyta; Isochrysidales; Noelaerhabdaceae. The transcript has 4 exons. The record is from RefSeq and is a predicted model, not a curated record.